AUGACAAUCCAAGAAAAUACAUUGCUUAAAUUUGUAACCACGGUUCCUUUUCUUCCCCAAAGAGACGACUUUCCAAACUCUCACGUGGCUCCUGGAAAUUUCACCCAAGUCACUGAGUUUAUUCUCACAGGAGUCUCAGACCAUCCAGACCUCCAGAUCCCACUCUUUUGUGUGUUCCUGGUCAUCUAUGGGCUGACCGUGGUGGGGAACCUGAGCAUCAUCACUCUCACCAGUGUGGAAGCCCGACUUCACACCCCCAUGUAUUUCUUCCUCCGGCAUUUGGCCAUCAUCAAUCUUGGCAAUUCUACUGUCAUUGCCCCUAAAAUGCUGAUCAACUUGUUAGUAAAGAAGCACGCCACCUCCUACUAUGAAUGUGCUGCCCAACUGGGAGUGUUCUUGGUUUUCAUUGUAGCUGAAAUUUUCAUGUUAGCUGUGAUGGCCUAUGACUGCUACGUGGCCAUUUGUAACCCCCUGUUCUACAUGGUGGUGGUGUCUCGGCGGAUCUGCCUCCCGCUGGUUUUCCUCACUUACCUUUAUAGCUUUUCAACCUGAAGUGUGGCUUCAUCUUCUGUAUUCUCUGUGGCUUAUUGCUCAUCCAAUGUAAUCAAUCAUUUUUACUGUGAUAUCGCCCCUCUGUUAGCAUUGUCCUGCUCUGAUACUUUCUUCCCAGAAACAGUAGUAUUUAUAUCUGCAGAGACAAAUUUGGUGGUUUCCAUACUUACAGUUCUCAUAUCUUAUUUCAACAUUGUGUUGUCCAUUCUAAGGAUAUGUUCAUCAGAAGGAAGGAAAAAAGCCUUUUCCACAUGUGCCUCACAUAUGAUGGCAGUGUCGGUGUUCUAUGGGACGAUGCUGUUCAUGUAUGUGCAGCCUCAAAAUAACCAUUCUACAGAUACUGAUGAAAUGGCUUCAGUGUUUUAUACACUGGUGAUUCCCAUGCUGAAUCCCAUGAUCUAUAGUCUGAGGAAUAAGGACGUGAAGGCUGCCUUAAAGAGAUUUCUAACAAAUUUGUGCUGUUCUUUUAAGUUGAUGUAA
Messenger RNA from Hippopotamus amphibius kiboko, 1032 nucleotides. Its product is annotated as olfactory receptor 8J1-like. Gene Ontology annotation, biological process: G protein-coupled receptor signaling pathway; sensory perception of smell. Gene Ontology annotation, molecular function: G protein-coupled receptor activity; odorant binding; olfactory receptor activity. The record is from RefSeq and is a predicted model, not a curated record. NCBI's taxonomy places the organism in Eukaryota, Metazoa, Chordata, Mammalia, Artiodactyla, Hippopotamidae. The transcript has a single exon. Gene Ontology annotation, cellular component: membrane.